Messenger RNA from Fusarium redolens, 411 nucleotides. RefSeq lists its product as uncharacterized. Bases 1 to 411 code for a protein of 136 amino acids. The transcript has a single exon. NCBI's taxonomy places the organism in Eukaryota, Fungi, Ascomycota, Sordariomycetes, Hypocreales, Nectriaceae. The record is from RefSeq and is a predicted model, not a curated record. Gene Ontology annotation, molecular function: FAD binding.
AUGGGCAACGGGAAGCACAUGUUCAAUUCGCGGGAGGGAGAUAGUCACUACCGCAUUGACGUCGGCUUGCAUAAGCCUGAGGACUUCCCUACCACUGCAGGCAUUGACUUUGACGAUCAUGACGGCGUCAAGAAUCUCCUCCUGCAAGACGAGUAUUUCGGGUCUUAUGCACCGGAGUUCAAAGACAUUAUCUGCCGCAGCGAAGGACCUUUCAGGCCGUGGCUGAUGUAUCACAUGUCGAACGACAGACUGAACUGGAAUGCCUCUGAGGAUGUAACCCUGAUAGGAGAUGCUGCUCAUGGCACAACGCCAUUUGUAGGUGAUGGUGUCAACUGUGCAUUGCGCGACUCGUGUAUUCUCGCUGGCAACCUGAAGGAAUUUGGUCUGACGAAAAGGUCUACUGUUGAGUAA